Molecule: messenger RNA, 438 nt
Organism: Cylicostephanus goldi
Lineage: Eukaryota; Metazoa; Nematoda; Chromadorea; Rhabditida; Strongylidae
Source: the annotation of a GenBank genome assembly
UUGCUCAUCACAUUCACAGAGAAGCCAAAUGCUCCCCUAUACGAAGGACUCUUUUACGUAGCCGGGCUUUUCUUCUCGGGAAUACUGCGAACUUUACUCAUGAAUAACUACUUCACAGUCAUGUAUCGCAUAGGAACAAAGAUUCAGACCUCACUGACAACAGCCGUCUACAACAAGACUAUGAAGCUUUCGAACGCUUCAAGAAGAGAGAAGACUCAUGGAGAGAUUGUAAAUCUUAUGGCUAUCGACGUAGAUCGCUUUCGUAUGAUAACUCCACAACUGCAGCAGUAUUGGAGCAGUCCUUUACAGCGGUCAUUUUCGAUCUCACUGAUACCUUUCAACAUCUGCAUUUCCUUGUUCGCCAAGAAGUGGAUGGUGCAACAGAUGCGGCUGAAGGAUGAACGCAUUCGCAUGACAAAUGAAAUUCUGUCCGGGAUA